This is a messenger RNA of Xylaria bambusicola, 1070 nucleotides long. RefSeq lists its product as uncharacterized. The coding region runs from base 368 to 949 and encodes 193 amino acids. The record is from RefSeq and is a predicted model, not a curated record. The transcript has a single exon. Lineage: Eukaryota; Fungi; Ascomycota; Sordariomycetes; Xylariales; Xylariaceae.
UACCUGUAUACCCAAGUACGGUACCUAUUUCUAACCGAUCCUUUGCUUACAGGAAAAAUCAGGUUAUACUGGUCACGGAAGAUAAUAAAACCAACGAGAGACGUAUCUCGCAAUACUGCCGGCUAGGCGCAGUGUAACACUGGAGAACAGGCACAAGCAAAACACGCCAGGUCACGGUCUGGACGCGGCAGGUUCUGGGCAGGUCUAGCUCUGGUGCGCACACGUGCAGGCCCACGAGCUUAAGGAAUCCCGAUUGUCGUCAUAAUCCUCGAUCGCGUCCGAACUGCUGGCACAGGCUGAGAGCCGUUAUCCUGUUUCGGGGGCUGGCUCGGGGCUGGCAACAAAGGGUGAGAGUGCGUAGUUCGUGAUGAUGUGGGUUUGGAGCGAGAGAGCGCGGAGCAAAACGUCCGUCAUGGCCCUCUGCCCAGGUGCUUCGGGCGCUGGGUCUGCAGGCGUAGCCCAAACCGGCAAACAGGCAGCGGUACUUGGCGCCUUAACAAUUUCGACGGAGCCCGUCAGCACACCGUCAGACAGCGCCGAGGCCCAAUCAGCUGUCAGCACCCGCCUUGCCCCAUGCAGGACCCGCAGCAUAGCGUCGCAUGUGCCACACCGGCCACACUGUGGCUGGGCCACGAUCGCCCUGCCUCGCCUGCCUGUCCUCGCUCUCUCGGCUCUCUCUCUCGCAGUCUCUGCUCGCUGUUGGCUGUCGAGCUGUGUGCAAAUUUCGUUGCCCCCAUCACAGAUUAUCCCUGCCGAUCCUACGUCGUGCCACUUGUUUCGCUUCCCAAAUGACGCAACGCCCAGUAUGGGCAAAUCUCGCAUUUCCGUAAUUCCCAUGGCAUUUCCCAUCUUUGCCAUGCCCGCAUUCCUAUCCGCAUCCGUCCCAAGUCUCCUCUCUGCUUCCCCUUGGUCUGCCCUUAGCACGCUUCCGUGCCAGCUAGCCGACUGACUACGACUGGCUACUCUCGCCUACCCGCAGAUACAAUGUUCGAUCGUGGCGAUAUCCUCAGAUCUCAGCGCUUUCGUAAUUUUCGCAUUCUACUUGUUCGGAAUCGACUCCGGAACUAAGG